This is a messenger RNA of Cylicostephanus goldi, 414 nucleotides long. The record is from the annotation of a GenBank genome assembly. NCBI's taxonomy places the organism in Eukaryota, Metazoa, Nematoda, Chromadorea, Rhabditida, Strongylidae.
AUGGCAUCAAAGCCGAGAUGCCCGUAUUCUGCCUGCAACUCAUUCUCGGCAAAUACUUUACAAGAUUACCAAACCUUGCAGCUGGGCCAGCUUAGAGCUGUACAUCCUCAUUGGGACGAGAUAUGUGGACAGCUCUUGAACAGUGGCUACUACAGACUGCUGGAAAGGUCAGAUCAAAUGCUAAUGGCACUACAACGGAAGCUGCCUGCCGAUCCUAGCCUUCAUUUCCCAACCAGUAUCCUUACAAAUAUCCAAGUGCACAUUUUGAACUCUGUUGAUAUUAUGAGAGCUGUGCUUGAUGAAGGAGUAUGUUGCUUCCCAUACGGGGCUAUACUGGAUAAAACAAACACUCUUCUCGAUCAGAUCGAGUUUAUGGUGAGGGGCGGAGAUUAUGAGGUUUGUUCAAUGCUUUAA